AUGUCGAGCACAUUCCUUGAGGAGCAGUUCCGGUGCAGCGUCUGUCUGGACAUCUUCAAGAACCCAGCGUCCAUCCCUUGUGGCCAUAACUUCUGCCUGGGAUGCAUCAAGCACUACUGGGACACGAGGAGCAAAGCCGACUGUCCGCUGUGCAAGGAGACGUUCAAGAGCCGGCCCAAACUCUGCGUGAACCUGGCCUUCAGGGACCUCAUCGGCCAGAUCAAAAGGAUAUCCAAUAACCCCAUCAGGGAGAAGCCGCCCCCACGUCGCCGUCGCUCCAAGCAGAGCUCCAACUUGUACGAUGUGUUCUGUGAUGAGUGUGAGAAGGAGGGGCUGGAGCAGAGCCUGUCUGUGAAGUCCUGCCUGGUUUGCAGAGAGUCCUACUGCGAGAACCACUUGGUCCCACACCUCAGAGACCCCGUCAUGACCAAGCACAUGCUGACGGACCCUGGAACCUUCAUCUCCAGCCACACCUGCCGCAGACACAGCCGCCUGCUGGAGAUGUUCUGCCAGACCGACCAGCAGUUAGUGUGUUCCAAGUGCACGGAGCGAGAGCACAAGCAUCAUGAGGUCGUGUCCAUCGAGAAGGAGAGCCAGAGAGUCCUGAGUGAAAUGAAGAAAGCAGAGGUCGACUUCCAUCACCUGAUUAUGGCUCGGACCAAGAAGAUCCAAGACCUCAAGGAGAGUCUGGACCAGGGCAAAAAAGUGAAAGAAGAGGAGCUGCAGCGCAGUCUGCAGGUGCUGCAUGUGGUGAAAGUGGCCAUGGAGAGCCAGCAGGGGGCGCUGGUAGAGCAGUCUGAGGCCAAACAACUGGAGCUGGAGAAGAGACACGAGCAGCUGAACAAAAAACUGAACCUGGAACUGAACGAGCUCAACCGCAGACGAGGAGAAAUCCACCAACUGGAGCUGAUCGACGACCCACUGCACCUCAUCCAGAGUUUCCGGUCCCUCAUGGCGCCCGGCUUCACUCACGACGUGUCGCAGCUGAAGCUCCAGGUCGGAGGCUCGGUCAGCGCCGUCAGAGAGGCCUUCUCCAAGAUGGUGGACUUCUGCCUGGACGUGCAGACUCAGCUGACCAGAGAGGAGCUCAGCCUGAUGACGCAGUACGCAGUGGACGUGACCCUUGACCCCUGCACUGCGGCCGGGUGGCUUGUCCUGUCUGUGGAUGGAAAACAGGUGAGCGUGAACCCGCAGACUCGCCGCAGCUCUCUGUACGAUGAUCCCAAACGCUUCGACUCCUGUGUCUCAGUUCUGGGCAAACAGAGCUUCAGCUGCGGCCGACACUACUGGGUCGUGCAGGUGGGAGAUAAAACAGACUGGGACCUGGGCGUGGCCAAAGAGUCCAUAAACCGUAAGGGCGCCAUCACGGUGAGCCCGGACUGCGGCUUCUGGGCGAUCUGCCGGCGCAAGAGCGGCUGUCUGAGUGCGUGCACCAGCCCCUCGGUGCCGCUGCCCCUGAGGGAAACCCCGCAGCUCGUGGGCAUCUUCCUGGACCACACUGAGGGCCAGGUCUCCUUCUACGACGCCGAGAACAAAGUGCACAUCUACACCUUCAGCGGCUGCGCCUUCGCCGAGCCGCUGCACCCGUACUUCAACCCCUGUCUGCGGGACAACGGCAAGAACACGGGGCCCCUGGUCAUCAGCCCCGUGGAGGCCGUCAUCACCGGGGGGAGCGACUUCCUCUGA
Molecule: messenger RNA, 1686 nt
Organism: Knipowitschia caucasica
Lineage: Eukaryota; Metazoa; Chordata; Actinopteri; Gobiiformes; Gobiidae
Source: the annotation of a GenBank genome assembly